Bombina bombina (fire-bellied toad) is the source of this 7778-nucleotide messenger RNA. It is a transcript of the gene PXDN, whose product is annotated as peroxidasin. Gene Ontology annotation, biological process: response to oxidative stress. The transcript is spliced from 23 exons. Bases 149 to 4552 code for a protein of 1467 amino acids. The record is from RefSeq and is a predicted model, not a curated record. Gene Ontology annotation, molecular function: peroxidase activity; heme binding; protein binding. Lineage: Eukaryota; Metazoa; Chordata; Amphibia; Anura; Bombinatoridae.
CAAAGAAAGGGAGCCAGGAAUCCUUGCAGUCCAGAAGUUGUGUGGGCGAGGGGAGGUCGUGCAGUUGCUGCCUCCCUUUAUCCACUUUUUCCCUUUUAAUGUCCUGUCCCCCUCCUUGCAUCCUGCAGUGAGUCCCCUGUCUCUCACUAUGGCCAUCUUAAAACCAGGCUCCUCUCCUCUAUGUGCCUGGGCUCUUCUUGCAGCAGCAGGGUUACUGCUUUUAAUGCCCCAGCAGACCAGCUCCUGCCCCAGCCGCUGCCUGUGUUUCCGAACCACUGUGAGAUGUAUGCAUCUAAUGCUGGAGAAUAUCCCCACUGUAUCGCCGCAGACAACUAUCUUAGAUCUGCGAUUUAACAGAAUUAAGGACAUUCAACCUGGAGCAUUUCGAAACCUAAAGAACCUUAACACUCUGCUCCUUAACAACAAUCAAAUUAAAAGGAUACCAAGUGGAGCUUUUGAAGACCUAGAGAAUCUAAAAUACCUCUAUUUGUACAAGAAUGAAAUCCAUUCCAUUGACAGGCAAGCAUUUAGAGGACUUGCCUCCCUAGAACAACUGUACCUUCACUUUAACAGUAUUGAAACAUUGGAACCAGAAUCAUUUAAUAAUCUCCCAAAACUUGAAAGACUAUUUCUUCACAACAAUAGAAUCACACACUUGGUACAUGGCUCAUUUAGUCAGCUGGAAUCUAUGAGAAGACUGCGACUGGAUUCAAACGCUUUGCACUGUGACUGUGAAAUCCUUUGGUUGGCAGACUUGUUGAAAAUCUAUUCGGAAUCUGGUAACGCCCAAGCAGCUGCCACUUGUGAGUAUCCACGCAGACUCCAAGGAAGAUCCCUUUCAACUAUCACCCCAGCUGAGUUGAACUGUGAGAGGCCAAGAAUUACCUCAGAACCACAAGAUGUGGAUGUUACCUUUGGGAACACUGUGUACUUUACUUGCAGAGCUGAAGGCAAUCCCAAACCAGAAAUCAUCUGGCUUCGAAACAAAAAUGAGCUAAGCAUGAAAGAUGAUUCAAGACUGAAUCUCUUGGAAGAUGGUACAUUGAUGAUUCAAAACACUCAAGAGACCGAUCAGGGAAUCUAUCAGUGCAUGGCAAAAAAUGUUGCUGGGGAAGUUAAAACUCAUGAAGUGACAUUAAGAUACUAUGGAACACCAGCUAGACCCAGUUUUGUAAUUCAACCUCAAAACACAGAAGUACUGUUGGGUGAAAGUGUCACUUUGGAAUGUAGCGCUGCUGGCCAACCACAACCACGAAUCACAUGGACACGCGGUGACCGUACUCCUUUACCAAAUGAUUCUCGCAUCAACAUUACCCCAUCUGGGGGGCUUUACAUUCAGGAUGUCACCCAGGAAGAUAGUGGAGAAUACACUUGUUUUGCAACCAACUCAGUUGACACGAUCCAUUCAACUGGCUACAUUAUAGUACAAGCCAUUCCACAGUUUACCGUUGUUCCCCAAGACCGCAACGUUUUUGAAGGACACACUGUGGAUUUCCACUGUGAAGCUCAAGGUUAUCCACAGCCAGUAAUUGCCUGGACUAAAGGAGGGAACCAGCUGUCUGUUGAUAGAAGACACCAGGUUUUGUCAUCAGGAACACUACGAAUCACCCGUGUUGCUCUUCAUGAUCAAGGCCAAUAUGAAUGCCAAGCGGUAAACAUUGUAGGUUCAAAAAGUACUUCUGCCCACCUUACAGUUCAGGCAAGAGUCACCCCUGUGUUCGCCACUGUCCCCAAUGAUAUGACAGCUGAAGUGGGUACAAAUGUCCAGAUUCCCUGCAGCUCUCAGGGGGACCCUCUUCCCGUGAUAACAUGGAAUAAGGAUGGAAUUCAAGUGACUGAAAGUGGAAAGUUUCACAUCAGUCCACAAGGAUUUUUAGCUAUUCAUGAUGUUGGGCCAGCAGACCAAGGACGAUAUGAAUGCAUUGCUCGGAAUUCUAUAGGCUACUCUGCAGCCAGCAUGGUGCUAAGUGUUUUGGUUCCUGAAGUCAGCCGCACUGGAGACCCAUUUGUUGCAACUUCAAUCAUUGAAGCAAUUGCAACCGUCGACAGAGCUAUAAACUCCACAAGAACACAUUUGUUUGACGGCAAUAGGCCACGCUCUCCGAAUGAUUUGCUAGCCCUUUUUAGAUAUCCAAGAGACCCUUACACAGUGGAACAGGCCAGGGCAGGAGAAAUAUUUGAAAGGACUCUUCAGCUGAUUCAAGAACAUGUACAGAAUGGCCUGAUGGUUGACCUUAAUGGAACAAGUUAUCACUACAAUGAUCUUGUAUCUCCACAGUAUCUCAAUGUGAUCGCUAAUCUUUCAGGAUGUACAGCACAUAGGCGAAUUAAUAAUUGUUCAAACAUGUGCUUCCACCAGAAAUAUAGAACACAUGAUGGUACUUGCAAUAACUUACAGCAUCCAAUGUGGGGAGCUUCUUUAACAGCCUUUGAACGUUUGUUGAAAUCUGUAUAUGAGAAUGGAUUUAACUUACCAAGGGGCAUUAACACUGAUAGACCUUAUAAUGGAUUUCCACUUCCUUUGCCUCGCUUAGUUUCUACUAAUUUAAUAGGAACUCACACAGUAACCCCGGAUGAGCAAUAUACUCAUAUGUUAAUGCAGUGGGGCCAAUUUCUUGAUCAUGACCUUGACUCUACUGUAGUAGCUCUUAGUCAAGCUCGGUUUUCUGAUGGGCAGUAUUGCAGCUCUGUCUGCACAAAUGACGCUCCAUGUUUUCCAGUUGUGGUUCCACCAAAUGAUCCACGUAUACGAAAUAAUGCACGCUGUAUGUUUUUUGUACGCUCUAGUCCUGUUUGUGGAAGUGGAAUGACAUCACUGUUAAUGAACUCUGUAUAUCCUCGAGAACAAAUGAAUCAGUUGACCUCUUACAUUGAUGCCUCUAAUGUGUAUGGAAGUUCGGAUCAUGAAUCACAGGAAAUCAGAGACUCUGCAAGCCACAGAGGACUUCUAAAACAAGGCAUUGUUCAAAGAUCUGGAAAGCCAUUACUACCUUUUGCACCUGGACCUCCAACUGAAUGUAUGAGAGAUGAAAAUGAAAGUCCCAUUCCAUGCUUUUUAGCUGGAGAUUUCCGUGCUAAUGAGCAACUAGGGUUGACAAGCAUGCAUACUCUAUGGUUCAGAGAACACAACAGAAUUGCUACAGAAUUGUUAAGACUAAACCCACAUUGGGAUGGAGAAACCAUCUAUCAUGAAACUAGGAAGAUUGUGGGAGCAGAGAUGCAACACAUAACAUAUAGUCAUUGGUUACCAAAGAUUUUAGGAGAUGUUGGCAUGAAAAUGCUUGGGGAAUACAAAGGAUAUGAUCCAAACAUAAAUGCCGGAAUUCUUAAUGAAUUUGCAACGGCUGCAUUUAGAUUUGGACAUACACUUAUCAAUCCUAUUCUCUACCGACUGGAUGAAAACUUUGAACCUAUUCCACAAGGUCAUUUACCUCUCCAUAAAGCAUUCUUUUCGCCAUUUCGAAUUGUAAACGAAGGUGGAAUUGAUCCUCUUCUCAGAGGACUUAUUGGGAUUGCAGGAAAGAUGCGUGUCCCGUCACAAUUGUUGAACACUGAACUAACCGAAAAGCUUUUCUCAAUGGCUCAUACUGUAGCACUUGAUCUGGCAGCAAUUAAUAUUCAGAGAGGUCGGGACCAUGGAAUACCUCCCUACCAUGAUUUUAGAGUCUACUGCAAUCUGUCAUCUGUAAACAACUUUGAGGAUCUGAAAAAUGAAAUUGGAAAUCCUGAUAUUAGAGAGAAACUUAAAAGAUUAUAUGGCUCACCUCUGAAUAUAGAUUUAUUCCCUGCUCUCAUGGUGGAAGACAUUAUUCCAGGCAGUAGGCUGGGACCAACACUUAUGUGUCUUCUUAGUACACAAUUUAGGAAUAUAAGGAAUGGAGACAGGUUGUGGCAUGAGAAUCCUGGUGUAUUCACCCCAGCUCAGCUCACGCAGAUCAAACAGACAUCUCUGGCAAGAAUACUCUGUGACAAUGGGGACAACAUAACCAAAGUUCAACCAGAUGUCUUCAGAGUGGCAGAGUUCCCACAUGGCUAUGUUAGCUGCAAACACAUUCCAAAACUCGACCUGAGGAUGUGGCAGGAUUGCUGUGAAGAUUGUAGAACAAGAGGGCAGUUUAGUGUCCUCUCAAAUCAAUUCAGAGGAAAGCGUUCUGUAGAACAUAGCUACAAGGAGGAAAAGCCAUCUGAUACCAUAGCUAGCUCAUCCAACAUUGUGAAUACUACUAUUACUACUGAAACCACAAAGAAUGUUCCAGUGGUUAGUGACUUUAAGGAAUUUGUUCUCGAUAUGCAAAAGACAAUCACUAGUCUUAGAAAACAGAUCAAAAAGCUUGAAUCUCGCUUGAGCAGCACUGAUUGCACUGAUGAAACUGGAAAAUCAUACUCUACAAAUGAAAAGUGGAACAAAGAUUCUUGUACAAAAUGUGAAUGCAAUGAUGGUCGCAUGACAUGUUAUGUGGAAUCGUGUCCCCCAGUUGAAUGCUUGGCGCCAGAGAAAAAGGAAGGAGUGUGUUGUCCAAUCUGCAAACAUGAUAAAACCCAGAACUCAUAACACUGAAUUAUACUUACGGAUAUUGACAGCUGCAGUAACAAAAAACAGAGUUUAAAACUGAAAUGAUAAACUCUGCAUCCUAAAUCCAAAUCAGGCACCAUCCUAGUUUUAUUUAGUUAAACAUAAACACAACGCAGUCUCUUGGAAAGGGAAACAUAUAAAACAGUGACAGGAUAUUGAAUUUCGUGUCAGCCAUAUUUUUUUGGUGUAUAUAUGUCUCAGGUUAGAAGAAAAAAAAACUGGUGCUAAUACUCAUGUUGUAUUAUUCUGUUAAUGAAAAAUCAGUACAAGCAAAUAUAAUUUUUUGUAUAUUAUCAAUUUGGACUUCCUGGCCUGUAUAAUGGUCUUAAGCGUCACUUUUUGUUUUCUAUAUUGAAGUAAUCGUGUAUAUAAAACAUGUACCUUUAUAUUAGUAAGGACAUACAGCACAACUCAUCAUUCUGCCUCUUGAGUAUGACCAUCGCGUAAGCCCAGAUUUUACAAGAAUGUCUUCGUUUUAUAUAUUUCUACUUUCUGUUUUGUAUUGAAAAACAUCUUAAAAAUUGUAUCAAUUACCAAAACAAUCUUGUUACUGUCCCAAGCACAGUACUUGCACAGGAAGCAUCAUAGCUCAACUUCUUUCUUAUAUUAUUUUUAAUUUUUUUUUAUUUACAAGAUCAAAUUUCUUUACAAAGUGCAUCUUAGUUCAAAUCUAAUCUAUAACACAACACUACGCUUUCCAUAAUACAUAUUUCUUAUUAAAGCUGACAUGCAUUUAUUUGAUAAUAUUGGUGAUUGAUAUUUUUAUGUGUUUUUUUUUUUAUUAGCUUGCAAUAACCCGGAUAUUCAGGUUCCUUAGUUAUUACCGGUGCAAGCAUUGCGUUUAAAAUGUAGUGAAGGACAACAGUCAUACCUCAUUAAACAUUAAUCUUAUGGUGCUCCUUGUAGACAGCGUGUACAGAGUAACCGUUCAAACGAACUCGUUUUGCAGGUUCUUUUUGUCAUUUCUGUAAUCUGCAUGUUAGAGGUAUUACAUUGAUGCACUGUUUGGUAUGAACGUAUGUAUCCUCAGUAUGUCGUAAUUGGAAUGCAUUUUAAUUGUUUCCAGAUUUGUAUGCAGGCUGCCCAAGCCAAGCUAGCAUAUGUGCUGCAGAGAGCUGAAUAUUUUACAUAACACUUGAUGUAUGAUAUUUACAUUCAGCUGUGAUGUAGACAGGACUCAAUAGCAUAUGUUCAGGUAUUUAGAUUACAGCAACAUGCCCUUAUACAAUGUUGCCUUGAAUGGUUGUUCAGCUCCAGUUCUAAAGGGUCAUUGCCAGUUCAGAGUUUAAAAUAAGGGAGUCCAACCUAUUCAAACAAUGAGUUGUAUUUGAUUUUUAGAUGGACAGAUAGCUAAUAGUAUUAGUAAACAAAACUGUAAAACCCCACCAAAUAAUACAGAAUAACAGAAAAGUGCAUUGUGAUUAUUUGUAAACAAUCCUCAAUGAGCAAUGCUUGAGGCACAUAUUUGACACUGGUUUUACUUACAUAGGGGACAAUACCUGUCUUGCAACAUGUACUUGUGCUAUUGCACAGAUCCAGAUACCUGCACAUACGGCAUCUCACUUGGUUAUCAGUUUCCUGCAUCUCCAUCAGCAGACAGGUGAUGUUUUAUAACAUAUGUUGCUAAUAUAAUAUGAAAUUGAUUGGAGAAUUAACCCAGGCUCCAACGUAAUGAGUAUUCAUUGGGAAGUAACAUAAAAUGCUGCAUUAUACAAUUUAGACAAUGAGUUGGCCUCCACUUGUUUGAAGGGACAUUCUAGAUCCUAUGGUAUUAAGCAGCUUUUUAAAGAUGAGUAUUUUAAGUAUAAGUAACUUACCCUGGUGAAAAGGGUGUCCUUCCUUCUGAGAGGGCUGAUGCUGUGUUUAAUGCUUCCCAUUAACCUCUGAAUGGUUGUUCCUGUUUAUUACUUUAGUAUCGGCCCUGGAUUGGCUACAGCACAUAAUUCAUGGGAGUGUGCAUUUAGCUUUUUUUUUGAAGGAAAGGAACAUUGAUGUUCAAAGAGACAGAUCUUGAUAAAUGUGCCCCAUUAUCUGUGUCCUUUUAUAUACAAUUCUCUGUCCUGAAUACACCUACAUGUGAAGAGGAAUAUUCUUUCCUACCAAUAAAAAUGUGGGAAGCAAGUGAGCAUUAUCAGGUAGUAUACAACUAAUUUUACUGUAUUAGUUGGCAUUUAAAGGGACAUGAAACCCCAAAUUUUUAUAUCAUGAUUCAGAUAGAGAAUACAAUUUUUAAAAAAGUUUCCAAUUUACUUCUAUUAUCAAAUUGGCUUUGUUCUCUUGUUAAUCUUUAUUGAAGAGAUAUCUAGAUUAGUAAGCGUGCAAAUGUCUAGAGCACUACAUAACAGGAAUUAGUGCUCUUGCUAAUGUAUAACAUUGUGGCAAAACUGCUGCCAUAUAGGGCUGUAGACAUGUGCACUCUCCUGAGCUUACUUUCUAGCUUUCAACAAAUGAUAACAAGAAAACGAAGAAAAGUUGAUAAUAGAAGUAAAUUGGAAAGUUGUUUUAAAUUGUAUGCUCUAUCUGAAUCAUGAAAUAAAAAUAAUUGGGUUUUAUGUCCCUUUAAAUAUCUUUCACUUAAUGUUUUUCAACAUAAUACUCCUAUGCAUGAUAAUGAAUACAAUGUCCCUUUAAAAAAUUCUCUGCAGGAAAUAUACCUCAUUUUGUGGAUUUGAUUUCCUAAUUGCUUACAGAGCAAAUCCUUAACACAUGGCCUUUUGUCCUGGGGUUGGACAAUCCUGAUGUAAAGUAUACACAAUUAAUAUGCUAAUUGGAUACUCCAUGCUUUUACUUAUUGUUCACUUCUAAUUCCUAUGGGUUUAUUGCCACUGACAAUGUUUUAAUAUUACAGUCCCUUACACAUAAUUCCUUUCCAUUAGCUACAUAUAGAUUAUAUGUACAUGCAGUUAGUAGUUUUUUGGAAUAUUUUAGCCAAUGUCUUCACUGUCAGAGAGUUGUGUCGCAAAAAUAUUUGUUCAAAAACAGGUAUUUUCUUUUUUAGCUAUUUUUUACACCAUACAGUUGUCUUCUUUCUCUACUUUGUGCUUGAAAUUCUACAGUUUUGCAAACUGUCCAUAUUUAUUAUCAGAUCUUAAUGUUUCAAAAAUGAGUGCCUUUGUCUUUUUUUUUACUGUAAACAGGUAUUUUACCAAAGAAAAGUUUGCACUGUGUAAUGAAUGCUUUUUAAAUAAACAGAACAUAUUUCAAA